AUGUUACUUGGUAUUAUUCUUGCUUGUAUUGGUGCUUUAGCAUUAUUAACUAUUUUAAUUUAUCUUUACCGUCCAUUAUAUCAUCCAAAAUAUCUUGAAGAUCUAUAUGAUUAUCAUGUACUUAUAACUGGUGGAUCUAGUGGUAUUGGAAAAGAAUUAGCACGAUUAUUUCUUAAUGAAUAUGGUUGUCGAGUAACUAUAUUAGCUCGAAAUGUUGAACGUCUUGAAGAAUGUCGAAGAGAAUUAUCUCCAAAUUUAAGUGAUCGUCUUUUAUGUUUAUCUGUUGAUAUAUCUCAAUCAUAUGAACAAGUUCAAAAUGCUAUUGAACAUGCUAUACAUCAUCAUCAAGAUAAACCAAUUGAUAUUUUAAUAAAUAAUGCAGCAAUUUUUUAUGCUAGACCAUUUCAUCAAACUAAACCAGAAGAAUUUGCAGAGAUGAUGCGUAUUAAUUAUUUGGGUAGUAUUUAUUGUACACAAGUAUGUUUAUCAUCAAUGAAACGUCGAGGUUCAGGUCGUAUUGUUUUUAUAUCAUCACAAGCUGGUCAAUUAGGUGUUUUUGGUUAUACAUCUUAUUGUUCGACAAAAUUUGCAUUAAAAGGUUUAGCUGAAUCACUUCAAAUGGAAUUAGCACGAGAAAAUAUUUAUAUAACAUUAGUUUUUCCACCCGAUACAGAUACACCAGGUUUUAAAGAAGAAAAUAAAACUAAACCAAAAGAAACACAAAUGAUUAAUGAAACAUCAGGUGUUUUAACAGCUGGACAAGUAGCAAAAAAAAUUAUCCAAUCAACAAGAAAAGGUUCAUUUACAUGUUCAUAUGGUAUUAAUGGAUUUUUAUUAACUUGUUUAACUUGUGGUGCUCAACCAGUUACUACAUUUAGUGAAAUUAUUUUUCAAUCAUUAUUUAUUGGUUUAUUAAGAUUAAUUAUGUUAAGAGUUUUAAAUUCAUUUUAUAGAUUAGUUAGAAAACAUAAACAAAUACCAUAG
Rotaria sordida is the source of this 984-nucleotide messenger RNA. Lineage: Eukaryota; Metazoa; Rotifera; Eurotatoria; Philodinida; Philodinidae. The record is from the annotation of a GenBank genome assembly.